Molecule: messenger RNA, 987 nt
Organism: Pelagomonas calceolata
Lineage: Eukaryota; Pelagophyceae; Pelagomonadales; Pelagomonadaceae
Source: the annotation of a GenBank genome assembly
AUGAAGUGCGCAAUCACUGGCGCGUUGUCAUACAGCGGAAGGUACCUAGCAGCCUCACUCCUCUCCAAGGGCCAUGAUGUCGUCAAUUUAUCAAGACGCGGCGUGCCCAUAGCUCCAGAGCCUUUGAGCGCACCACAGGCGCGCGCAUUGGGAACGCAUCGCGUACGACUAGAUUUCAACGACGUCGACGCGAUGGCGCGGAGCCUCGAAGGUUGCGACGUGCUGUUCUCGACGUACUGGGUGCGGUUCGCCGACCGCGGCGGUGAGAGCCCCCACUCAAUAGCCGCGGCGAACUGCGCGCGGCUCUGGGAGGCCGCGAAACGAGCGGGCGUCCAGAAGAUAGUGAUGGCGUCGCACACGCGAACUUCUGUAGAUUCGCCGUUCCCGUACAUCGCCGGCAAAGCUAAAGCCGAGGCGGCGCUGCGGGACUCAGGCGUCAACUACGCGAUCGUGCGGCCGUGCGGCAUCUUUGGCGACUCCGCCCAGGAGUCCAUAUUGAUGAAUAAUGCGGCGUGGGUGUUGCGGCGGUCUCCGUUAUUCUUGUUGGCCGGCGACGGGAGCCACCGCUUCCAGCCGGUGCACGUGAGAGAUAUUGCGGCGCUGAUGGAAGAGUUGGGCACUUCUCUCAAAACGUCGGGGGAGGAGGUCGAUGCGUGCGGCCCCGACGCGCCGACGGCAAUGGAGUUGUUUACGAAGCUGCGCGACGCGUCCGGCGGCAUGGCUCGCAUCGCGGCCGCCGGACCGCUCCUCUCGACGGCGACCAUCACCGCACUCACAAAGCCAAUUGACUGGAUAACGGGUGACACGCUGCUGGACGCGGACGACCUGGACCUGCUCACGUCGGGCCUCACGGUGGCCGACGUUCCGGACGACCCGCGCAUCAAGGCUCGGAGGUCCCUCUUCGAGUGGAUCGAGGCCCAGGGCCGCGACCUCGGCCGGAGCUACGUGUCGUCGGUGGAGCGGUACUAUACCGUCGACACGCGUUGA